Pseudogymnoascus verrucosus is the source of this 1779-nucleotide messenger RNA. RefSeq lists its product as uncharacterized. Gene Ontology annotation, molecular function: carbohydrate:proton symporter activity. NCBI's taxonomy places the organism in Eukaryota, Fungi, Ascomycota, Leotiomycetes, Thelebolales, Thelebolaceae. Gene Ontology annotation, cellular component: membrane. Bases 125 to 1696 code for a protein of 523 amino acids. The transcript has 6 exons. The record is from RefSeq and is a predicted model, not a curated record. Gene Ontology annotation, biological process: transmembrane transport; carbohydrate transport.
UGGGUGUGCUCCCGAGCACCUGCACUUUUUCCUCCUGUUUCUGUUUCCCUAUUCACCAUCGGACCAAGGACUCCCAACACUGUAUACCUUUUGUAGGACAGUAAGCCUCCGUUAACUCGCCACAAUGGCGAUCGUUCACAGCACCCGCGUGUACAAUUGGUAUAUUUCCAUGGUAGCUGCCAGUUGUAUGGUGCUAUACGGAUAUGAUGCUUCAGUCUACAACUCCGUGCAAGGCUCAUCCAACUGGGUCAAUUACUUCAACAAGCCAGCUGCAAAUGUCAUCGGUGCCGUCAAUACCGCCUAUACUGUCGGCGCGAUCGUUGCUGGCUUCUUCCUAGGUGGUCCUAUUGCGGAUCGCUUCGGGCGACGAUGGGGAAUGGGUAUUGGGUGCUUUUUGACCAUCAUCGCGACAUUCAUCCAGACAUUCGCACCAAGACACAGUAUCGGUACAUUCAUUGCUGGCCGAGCAAUUAUUGGUAUCGGCCAGGGUAUUGCAUUGACCGCCGGCCCGAUUUACAUCGGUGAGCUCGCCCCACCAGAGAUCAGAGGCAAAGUCAUGUCCUUUUGGCAACUGUUCUACAGUGUGGGAUCCUUCCUUGCCUACUGGAUCAACUACGCCUGCCAGCUUCAUGUAGCGAAGCUUGGCGAAUGGGACUGGAAGAUUGUCGUCAUUUUCCAGAUCAUGGUCCCUAUCUAUAUCCUCGUUCUUCUUCCGUUUAUUCCCGAGACCCCACGUUGGUACCUCCAGCACGGCGACCGUGUCGACGAUGCCCGUGCGACACUCCGCCGUGUCCGAGAGACUGAACAAGAAGUUGAAGAUGAGAUCCUCAUGAUUCGUGAGGCUCUCGAGUUUGAGAAGGAAGCCAUCUCUAGCAGCUACUCUGCUCUAUGGAAGGAUCGUUCCGUCCGCAAGCGUCUCAUUUUGGCAUUCAUCCUCAAUGCCGGACAGCAGGUUACUGGCCAAGGAACACUCAACACCUACAGCACUAUCAUUUACAAGGGCGUUUUCAAGUCUCAGUCGCAGAUUUCCCUCAUCAACGCUCUCAACGCUACUUUCGGUAUCAUCUUCACCCUGAACGCAACUUGGACUGUUGACCGCUUCGGCCGCAAGUUUUUGUUCAUCGUGGGUGCUAUCGGAAUGGCUGUCUGUAUGCUGGCUGUGGCGUUAGUGGGAACAAAGACCGAGACGAUCUAUUAUCUAUCUAAGGGCGUGAGCAAGCCGACGAAGGCAGAGCCGGUUGGCAUUGCCAUCACCUUCUUGCUCUUCCUCUUCAUCUUCUUCUACAAGCCCAGUUGGGGAGCGACAACCUGGAUUUGGACCGCUGAAGUUUUCUCCAUGAACGUCCGCGCCCAAGCCGUCGGCAUGGCAUCCCAGACACAGAAUGUCGCAAACUCGAUCUUCCAACAGUUCUUCCCGAUUUUCCUCGCAAACUGCGGCUUCUCGACCUUUUACUUCUUCUUCGCGAUCAACGUUGUCUUGGCUGUGUUCGUCCACUUCAUGAUUCCCGAGACAAGGAGGGUCAGCCUGGAGGAGAUGGAUGUCCUGUUCGGUGGAGCGGAUCACGUCGAGAAGGGAGCUGAUCUGCUUCAUGUUGAGGAUGCUCACCAUGCGGUUCCGGUUCAAGAGAACAAGGGUAGCAGCAUCGAGGCUAACGAAAUCGAGGUCAGCUCGGCUGUGCCGACGAAGACGGUAUAAUUGAGUUGAAGUUGGAAUGUUGUUAGCAGUUUUGCAGUAUUUAAUGUUGAUUUCAUCAAUAAUAGUUUGAAUUCCUUUCUGGU